This is a messenger RNA of Hylaeus volcanicus, 2204 nucleotides long. RefSeq names its product heat shock protein Hsp-12.2. The record is from RefSeq and is a predicted model, not a curated record. The transcript is spliced from 4 exons. Gene Ontology annotation, molecular function: protein folding chaperone. NCBI's taxonomy places the organism in Eukaryota, Metazoa, Arthropoda, Insecta, Hymenoptera, Colletidae. Bases 175 to 861 code for a protein of 228 amino acids. Gene Ontology annotation, biological process: protein refolding; response to heat.
UGUGAGUCGCGCUCAUUCUUAGCCGAGACAGCGUUCAGUACGGUUGUACGUGCCGAGAAAGUAUUCCGCUAUCAUAAGCGAUCGUUGACGAGUAAGCAGUGCUAUUGCUUAAAAAGGGAAUACCUCUUUAGUGGCUUGGUGAAAGAGACACGAGUGUGAACGAAGAGAGGAAUCAUGGCUGACAGUGGUAUCAAACGUAAUAUUCCCAUCAAGCUUGGUGACUUCAGCGUGAUCGACACCGAGUUUUCCAACAUACGGGAACGCUUCGACGCCGAGAUGAGAAAGAUGGAGGACGAGAUGUCACGGUUCCGUAGUGAGAUGAUGAAUCGUGAAAGCAACAACUUCUUUAAAACCUCCACCAGUCGGCAUCACUCGAGCAGCAGCGAACACCGUACGUCGAUGACCUCGAAGACCGGGGGUUGGGACAAGGUUGACUCUGCACCACCGCCAAAGCGGUCCGCAUUCGACAGCUUCAAAAGUACGACCACCCAGAGCACCCAGAACAGCAGUUCUCUGAGCCCUCAACACGAGUCCACCUGGCUGGAUGGCCUCAACAGCCCCCUCAUCCAGGACGAAGGCGACAACAAGAAGCUCAAGCUGCGAUUCGACGUCUCCCAGUACACCCCCGAUGAGAUCGUGGUCAAGACUGUGGACAACAAACUUCUGGUCCAUGCAAAGCACGAGGAGAAGACGGAGAGCAAAUCGGUGUACAGGGAGUACAAUCGCGAGUUCCUGCUGCCAAAAGGAACCAACCCCGAGAGCAUCAAGUCCUCGCUGAGCAAGGAUGGCGUCUUGACAGUCGAGGCUCCGCUUCCAGCGAUCGGCCAGGGCGAGAAACUCAUCCCGAUCGCGCAGCAAUAAAAUUACUAAUUUACCUGGAGACGAACGCACAAGAACGAUCCACGAAAUCUCCCUCAGAGAUUCCAGCAUUCUCGUGCGUUCGUCAGAUCGCUCCUUCCUGUCCCUGCCGCCAAUUCCUGUUGUAUGUCCACAAUUUUCUUCUCUUUUCUUUCAACGAUUUCUUGUUUAUUUUUCUUCCAAAUCCAUAAGUCAUUUCUUCAUCUACGAUUUUCAAUUGCCGUUAAUGUUCUUCCCCCCAAUUUCCUGUCCGAAACGAAACGGAGGUUCCAUCGAACGGAGCUGGACAGAGAUUGGCAAAGAUUUCGAGUAACCAAUGAUAAAUAAACGUUCAUCUAUUACUCGUUGAGUAAAAGCAAAAAUUAUUGAUAAAGGUGUUGCCUAUCUCUGGAAUCCUGAAAGGAUUUGUCGGCCAUUUUGUGCUCCUCUUCGAAGAUCGAAUCGGGCAGCUUUUUUUACGGUCAAAUAUUUAUGCUGGGAGAUAAAUCGUGACACGAAGGAUAAUCAAAUUUCGAGUAAAAGAGAUCGUUUAUUCGAAGGACGAAAAUAAAAUGAAAUGUAGGGAUAUGUAGGACGUCGCGGGAACGUGUUCGACAUCCACGAGACAUACCGCCUAAUUUUGUAUAAAACUUUAACCUAUAGGUGUUUGAUAUACGCAGUGUUUCUUUAUUUUCGACCAGCUUUGUCGCUUUGACAGUUCUUCGAGGUACACGUGUUUUCAUGGUUGUCAAUCGAUGGAACCCUCGACCAGCAGAGAAUCAAAUUACGAAACGGUAUGAAUACCGUGCUGUUGCGAGUCUGUGGUCGACAUAAAAUAAACAAAUGAAUAAAUAAAUAAAUAAAUGUGAUCGUUAAGGUCUAAACGAUGCCUGUGCGUCGUGUAAGUGUAGAGAAACGGUGUUUGAUAAAUUAUUUUUCCUUUUGGUACGACCAGCUUUUACGACGCUUUGAUACUUCCUUUUUAGAAGUAACACAAACAUUUUUUCCGAAACACGCAUUGCCUUUGAAAGUGUAUCUUUAGAUGUCGUUUCGCGAGAGACGCCAAGAGAAGAAAACAAAAACGCACAGAAAACAACACAUCGCGUAAUUGUGCACAAAAAAUUCUAUGGAACGAUUUAAACCACGAACGGAAGGCGAUCUUCUGUAAACGAUAACUUAUGUAUGUGUUAGUUUUUAGGUGUACUACAUUAAAAGACUAUAACACGAGAAUGCUUAGGCUAUGUAAGCAUUGUAACGAUUAUUAUUAUUAUUUAUGAAUAUUUUACUAUUAUCGAAGAUAUACGUAUAAUGUUUAAAAGGUAAUGCGAGCAAUGUGGAAGUUUAAAUAAAAAUAAACUUUGAAAGUA